This is a messenger RNA of Arachis ipaensis, 3221 nucleotides long. Lineage: Eukaryota; Viridiplantae; Streptophyta; Magnoliopsida; Fabales; Fabaceae. The record is from RefSeq and is a predicted model, not a curated record.
ACAGAAGCUUUUUCAUUCCAUUAGCCAGUGCAUGUGCUUGUGAGUGAGUGGAGGAAGCAGAGAGAGACUGUGUCUUGUGUGAAGGGAGGGACUCCCCACUUUCUUCUCAAAGUCGUCUCCACGUUCUUAUUUGUUGCUGUGUCUUCCACUGUUCCCAUAUUCCGCAAAUUAAGCUUCUUUUUUUUUCUUUUUCUUUUCUCCUUUUUUUUCCUUUUCCUGUUGAAUUUUGAAAGCUAUUGUGGAACUUCCAAUACGUUUGAACUAGUCCUUCAAAUACCCUUUAUUCAGAUUUUGGUAAAGUUUUCAUCUUUGGUAUAUGGGUUGUGGCUUGUGCUAGUUUUGGAGAUCUGGGUGUGCUGCAUUUUGGACUUGAAUUUGUGUUCUCAGGUUGUGGAAAUUGCAAGUGAUAAAUCUGGGUCAUAAUGCUGCUGGGUGCUCCUUCAUUUGUCUUCUGCUGCAAAUAGAAGAAAAAGUAUUUGUCAGGUUCUGUAGCUUGCAAAAGUUGCAAAAGUUCCCAACUUUGAUAAAAGUAGUUCAUGGGUAUUGACUUUUUGCUGCUAAGCUAAGCUUUUGUUUUUGGGAGUUGGGUCUUAGUGGUUGUUAGAAGUUUUGAUUUUGGAAGAAAAUUUGAGCAUUUUGUGGUAGUAGAAUAGUUGAUGAUGAUCUGAAACCUGGAGUUGAUGCUUGAUCUGGAGUGUUGAAUUUGAUGGUUAUGUGAAAAAAGAUUGGAAAUUUGUGAGUGUUAUUGAAAUUUGGAAGAUAUUGAUGGGAGUGUUAUAGUAACAUAGCACAUUUUUGUUGUUGUUGUUGUUGAGGGUAGAUUCAUAGAAGAUAUGGCUUCAACUUCUCCUUCUCCAAAUGCAUCACCUUCUGCAAUUCCACCAGAAUCUUCUGCUAAUCCACCACCACCAUCACAACCAUCUCCAUCUUCUCCUUCUAAGCCAAAUCAAACCUCUGACACCCCUGCACCUUCAUCUCCUUCUACCCCUUCUUCAGCUUCACCUCCUUCUCCUUCAGUUCCUGUAACCUCUCCUCCUACCCCAUCCCUUUCACCUCCACCAUCAUCUACUACACCUCCACCAACUCCAUCCCCUCCUUCACCACCAGAUUCUCCACCACCCUCAACACCAGCAUCACCUCCACCUUCAGUUGCAUCCUCACCACCACCACCAGCUGCCACUGCUGCCCCUCCUCCUGCCAAGACUUCCCCUUCGGUUCCAAGUUCGUCCCCACCGCCUCCCGUAGCCAGUUCCCCUCCACCUCAACCCUCACAGGCACCUCCUAAAUCAACUCCACCUCCUUCUCAACCAGUUUCACCAUCUCCUCCACCUCCAGCCAAUGUGCCAAGGCCAACACCAUCCACCCCUACUCCGCCGAAGGGAAAGCCACCAGAGAGUUCUCCUCUGCCGCCUUCGCCUCCUUCACAACAUGCAUCCCCUCCUUCUGUUUCUAAACCUGCUCCUUCCACUGAUGCUCCCCCUCCAUCAACAUUGCCAUCCACUCCUCCUGCACCUCCUUCCAAAGAUGUCCCUGCUCCAUCCACAUUGCCAUCAACUCCUCCUUCAGUCCCUUCGGCGUCUUCACCUCCAUCGUCUUUGUCUCGUCCCUCUAAUAAUGGAACAGCAGCGGGGGCUCCAGCCGAGUCCUUACCCUCUUUUCCAACUGAGAAACCCACUGCUAAACCAACUAAUGAUGGCACCGAUAAUAUAACCUCGAAUACCCCAUCUUCACAUUCAAAAGGGUUAGGUUCUGGAGGAGCUGUGGCCAUUGCCGUUAUAGCUGGCUUUUUUGUUCUCAGCCUUCUUGUUAUGGCUUUGUGGUUUUCAAAGAAAAAGAAGAAAGGAAAGGGACCAAAAGCUGGUUAUACUUUGCCUUCACCAUUUACCUCGUCUCACAAUUCAGGUACAUUAUUCUUGAGGCCACAAUCACCAGCUAACUACUUAGGUAGUGGUUCUGGUGGUGAUUUUGUGUAUUCACCAUCAGAGCCAGGUGCUGUAAGUAGUUCAAGAUCAUGGUUCACAUACGAAGAACUUAUCCAAGCUACAGAUGGGUUUUCUCCAAAAAAUCUAUUGGGAGAAGGUGGAUUUGGUGCGGUCUACAAAGGUAUGCUCUUUGAUGGAAGAGUAGUGGCUGUGAAACAGCUUAAAGUUGGUGGCGGGCAAGGGGAACGCGAAUUUAGAGCAGAAGUUGAGAUUAUUAGCCGUGUGCAUCAUCGCCAUCUUGUUUCCCUGGUGGGCUAUUGUAUAUCUGAGCAUCAAAGAUUGCUUGUCUAUGACUAUGUUGCUAACAACACACUUCAUUACCAUCUUCAUGGUGAAAACAGACCAGUUUUGGAUUGGCCUACCAGAGUCAAGGUUGGAGCUGGGGCUGCUCGAGGAAUAGCUUACCUACAUGAAGACUGCCAUCCACGCAUCAUUCAUCGGGAUAUUAAGUCAUCAAACAUCCUGCUUGACAAUAACUUCGAAGCUCAAGUUUCAGACUUUGGACUUGCAAAAUUGGCUCUGGAUUCAAAUACACAUGUUACUACCCGAGUGAUGGGAACCUUUGGGUACAUGGCACCAGAGUAUGCAACAAGCGGAAAAUUGACUGAAAAGUCCGAUGUAUAUUCCUUUGGUGUGGUGCUUUUGGAGCUAAUUACCGGUCGGAAGCCUGUAGAUGUCUCUCAGCCUAUCGGUGACGAAAGCCUGGUUGAAUGGGCUCGGCCUCUGUUGAUAGAAGCACUUGAUAACGAGGACCUCGAAAUCUUGGUGGAUCCAAGACUGGAAAAGAACUACAACAGAGAUGAAAUGUUCCGGAUGAUUGAGGCUGCUGCAGCCUGUGUUCGCCACUCAGCAAUAAAGAGGCCACGGAUGAGUCAGGUGGUAAGAGCUUUAGAUUCCUUAGACGAAAAUUCUGAUCUCAACAACGGAAUCAGACCGGGGCAGAGUUCAGUCUUCGAUUCUGCGCAACAAUCCGCACAGAUCAGAAUGUUUAGAAGGAUGGCUUUUGGUAGCCAAGAUUACAGUUCCAGUUUCUUUAAUGAGUCUCAAAGUAGCUGGAUGAGUAGAGAGCAACAUGACUCAACAACCAUGAAUAGAUCAGGACCUAGGAAUAUUAUUUGAGAUGAUUAUGAUGAUGAUGGUAAUUUGAUGGUGGCCAGAUCCUGUGUUAUAACUCUUGUAAAUCUCAAAAGUAUCAUUUUUUUUUUAACCCUUUUUUGUUUCUUUUUGCCAACAUGAUUU